AUGUCACAGCGACUAAAUGUUCAACCGAUAAGCCAUAGUGAGUACUAUGUACGAGAUGGUGAUCAAGAUGGACAGGUUGAUCUGCAAAACAAGACCUGUUCAUGCCGUGUGUUUGAUCUUGACCAACUUCCUUGUGUACACGCAUUGGCUGCAUGUCGAGUUCGGAACAUAUCUUUUAAUUCCUUGUGUUCUCCGUACUAUACGAAUGAGGCCCUAAUGUUAGCUUACGCUGAAGCUAUAUACCCAGUAACUAUUGAGGAUCAACGCAAAGUUAGCGAGAACAACGUAUUGCUCCCACCGGCGACUAGACGUCAAGGGGGGAGGUCAAGACAACGAAGGAUCCCAUCAUCUGGUGAAACUAUAGCAGUGAGGAUAUGUUCCCGGUGUCGACAACGAGGUCAUAAUCGUCAAACAUGCAAAGAGCCAAUCGCAUUGACUCCAACAUCAUAG
Tripterygium wilfordii is the source of this 450-nucleotide messenger RNA. RefSeq lists its product as uncharacterized. The record is from RefSeq and is a predicted model, not a curated record. Bases 1 to 450 code for a protein of 149 amino acids. Gene Ontology annotation, molecular function: zinc ion binding. Lineage: Eukaryota; Viridiplantae; Streptophyta; Magnoliopsida; Celastrales; Celastraceae. The transcript has a single exon.